Molecule: messenger RNA, 1449 nt
Organism: Penicillium subrubescens
Lineage: Eukaryota; Fungi; Ascomycota; Eurotiomycetes; Eurotiales; Aspergillaceae
Product: bestrophin family protein
Exons: 7
Coding region: 1-1449 (482 amino acids)
Molecular function (GO): chloride channel activity
Source: RefSeq, a predicted model, not a curated record
AUGUCUGACUGCGGCGCUCCAGCCUCUGCCUCCGUCGAUGUAGACCAUGGUGAUGGCCAAGAUGGCCUGAACAUACCAUGCCCACCGUCGAAGGAGCAGGACUUCAUUGAGUCAUUCUCUCGUCGGCCGAGCUUCAUGGAUCACCUAGCGGACUCACGAGAGUCACAGUUUCACGUUCAAGACAGAAGCGAGUUGGAGCGGUACUUUCAUGGGCCUCGAAAUAUGACACGACAUUCAAAAUGGCCAACAGUCAUGAGAGUUCAAGGGAGUGUGAUGCCUCAAAUGAUUCUACCACUAUUGCUUGUCGGGGGCUGGGCCACGCUCAUUACCUGUAUUUCUCAUUUCAAACAUAAUCUUGGUAUUAAUAACAUUCUUCUUACUGUGCUGGGCUUCGUUGUGGGUUUAUCAUUAUCCUUCCGUGGCUCGACUGCAUACGAAAGAUGGGCAGAUGGACGAAAGUACUGGGCCGGUCUUAUUCAAACUUCGCGUAAUCUGGCCCGCAUAAUCUGGGUACACUUUGACGAACGAGAAGGAGAGGAGAAUAGCAAGGUGGAUCUUCUGAGAAAGCUAUCAGCUCUGAACCUCAUUCUCGCCUUCGCCGUCUCCUUGAAACACAAGCUUCGCUUUGAACCUGAUGUCGCCUAUGAGGACUUGGCAGGCCUCAUUGGCCAUCUGGAUACGUUUGCUCUUGACGCGCACGAUAAUAGCGUUGUAUCACCGCACUCCAAAACGCCGUGGAAAUAUAUGGGAGAGUACCUUGGUUUCUCAUUCGCCAAGUCUAACCCCCGCAAACUAGUCAAGCGAUCCAAAAAGCCACUGGGACAUCUUCCAUUUGAGAUCCUCAUCCAUUUGUCUGCCUAUGUUGAAUCGUGCGUCAAAAAUGGCACGCUAUCAUUGCCCCAAUAUCAGGGUCAAGUCAUGACCAUGUUGUCCUCGCUCAACGAAAUUUUGACUGGAACGGAGCGCGUGCUGGAUACGCCUCUACCCGCAGCUUAUAGUAUCGCUAUAUCACAGAUUUCCUGGGUCUAUGUGAUGCUCCUCCCCUUCCAACUAUAUAACUUCUUGCAUUGGACUACAAUCCCUGCAUCUAUAGUUGCCGCAUACAUCAUUAUCGGCCUACUCUUCAUCGGCAGUGAGAUUGAAAAUCCCUUUGGUGAAGAUGUCAACGAUUUACCACUCACGGCAUUUUGUAGCCAAAUUGCCAAGGAGCUUGAUAUCAUCACCGCCACUCCACCUCCGAAUGCUGAAGAAUUUAUGUGCCGUGAAGAGAAUCUGGUUCUAUUCCCCCUCAGUCAGGAUGGUUACCCUGCAUGGAGGAACAGGACCAAGGCGGAUAUUCGUGCUGCCCUGCGCGCCAAGUUUGUCACCAAUCCAGCCGCUGUGGAUGAGUCGAACAUGUCUACUAUGGGAAUGAGUUUCUCAACGAGGAAAACGAUGGAAUCUGUGUAA